CUUUCCCAUUAUAUAUUUUCAAAUAAUUCAGUCAAAAAAAUCAUAUCCAUCCUUUCUUCUUCCCCACCGCCUCCAAUGGAUAUCUCUGUCCUUACACCAACUCCCUUUAUUUUCCUUUCUUUAAUCUCUCUUUCCCUUUACCUUCUCUUCUUCAUUUCACCAUACAGAAAAUCCAAACCCCACCAAGGUUUCAAACAGUUCCCCCUCGUCGGAACCUUGCCGCUCUUCUUACUGAACCGCCACCGUUUUCUUGACUGGUCUACAGAGGUUCUGAAAAACUGCCGGACGAACACGGCGGUGUUCAAGCGGCCAGGGAAAGUCCACGGCGUAAUAACGGCGAACCCACUUGUGGUUGAGCAUAUAUUGAAGACCCAAUUUGAGAAUUACCCAAAAGGGGAACGAUUCAUUUCGCUUUUGGAGGAUUUCUUGGGCAGAGGAAUUUUCAACUCCGACGGUGAAAUUUGGAAAGUACAGAGGAAAACGGCGAGUUAUGAAUUCAAUACGAAAUCGUUGAGGAAUUUUGUUAUGGAGAAUGUUAGAGUUGAGAUUCAGAGUAGGUUGUUGCCUACUUUUGGAAAAGCGUCUGAAACGGAACGGAUUUUGGAUCUACAGGACGUUUUGGAACGGUUUGCGUUUGAUAAUGUUUGUAAAUUGGCUUUUAAUUAUGACCCUGCUUGUCUCGGCGGCGAUGGUACUGCCGCCACCGAGUUCAUGCGUGCUUUUGAGGACGCCGCCACUCUCAGCUCCGGCAGAUUCAUGUAUGCUUUUCCAGGUUUGUACAAAGUGAAGAAAUUUUUUAACAUAGGAUCAGAAAGAACCCUAAAGGAAUCAAUAGCCAUAGUUCACAAAUUUGCAGAUGAUAUCAUCUCCUCGAGAAUAGAAGAAAAGAAGACAACUCAAAUAGAAAAAGAUCAAGAUUUAUUAUUUCGAUUCAUGGGCGACGAAAACAAUUCUCCCGAAUUCCUUCGAGACAUAAUCAUAAGUUUCAUUCUUGCCGGGCGAGACACCACAUCUACAGCUCUAACAUGGUUCUUUUGGAUCUUAUCAUCAAGACCCGAUAUCGAACAAAAAAUCCUUGCAGAGCUCGAAACAAUCCGAUCAAGAACACAUAAAGAAAUCGGAGAAAUGUAUAGCUUCGACGAACUCCGAGAUAUGCACUAUCUACAAGCAACAUUAUCUGAGACUCUCCGCCUAUAUCCACCGGUACCAGUCGAUACAAAAGCUUGUCGGAACAACGACAUCUUACCCGAUGGGACGUUUAUCGAGAAGAGUUGGUUCGUGACGUACCAUACAUAUGCAAUGGGGAGAAUGGAGAGCAUAUGGGGGAAGGAUUAUGGAGAAUUUUUGCCGGAGAGGUGGUUGGAGAAUGGGGUUUGUAAGACAGAGAGUCCAUUUCGGUUUCCGAUAUUUCACGCGGGACCAAGGAUGUGUCUAGGGAAGGACAUGGCUUAUAUUCAGAUGAAGUCCAUAGCUGCAGCUGUGAUUGAAAAGUUUAAAGUGGAAAUGGUGGAGAAGAAGAAGACUCCAAAGCAUUUGUUGUCUUUGACAUUGAGAAUGGAGAAUGGGUUACAAGUGAUGGUUAAAAAGAGAGAUAAUGUGUCCAUUUGAGGUCAAGAGUUCAUGGAAGUGGCUUGAGGCCCAAUUCAUCAUGACAAGAUAUUGCUUGCUUAGCCUUUGAAUAAGAACUCUUUUUUUUUUUUUUUUCCAUUCUCAGCACUAUCACAUGCCUAUAAAGAAUAUAAGUAAAUUUCUAUGAAGUUUUAGUUUUAAUUUAA
Benincasa hispida (wax gourd) is the source of this 1775-nucleotide messenger RNA. RefSeq names its product cytochrome P450 CYP94D108-like. The record is from RefSeq and is a predicted model, not a curated record. Gene Ontology annotation, molecular function: oxidoreductase activity, acting on paired donors, with incorporation or reduction of molecular oxygen; monooxygenase activity; iron ion binding. NCBI's taxonomy places the organism in Eukaryota, Viridiplantae, Streptophyta, Magnoliopsida, Cucurbitales, Cucurbitaceae.